This is a messenger RNA of Durio zibethinus, 1429 nucleotides long. RefSeq names its product CASP-like protein 4A2. Lineage: Eukaryota; Viridiplantae; Streptophyta; Magnoliopsida; Malvales; Malvaceae. The record is from RefSeq and is a predicted model, not a curated record.
AUUUAGAACUCAAUCAUUAAAUUGAAAUGUUCUCCACAUUUUACUAGCUACGGAAUUCUAAAAAGAAACUUCAUCGUCAAACAACGUCGACAAAUAGUAAUACCAAAGUAAAUUUAUAAGGAAACGUGGUGGUUUUAUACUGGUGGAAAUCCUGGACUCUCUUAAAAAUUUAUGCAAUGAAUAUAAUCUCUUUUCUAGACGAAUGCCACGUGGUAUCUGUCCCUACGAAAGCAAAAGCUAGAAGUAGAGCGGUUAAUUAAAGCCAGUAUUCUCCUUCGACUUGCUCGUUUUCUUCUGGCUUCCCACACACUGGAAACGAAACCCCUCCUUUUUUUUUUUUCUUAAUUUUAAUUUUUUUUCUUAUUUUUCCCUCAGCCCAUUAAAUUCCAAGAAAGCAAUGGAAACCAAAGCCCCGAAGAAAAAAACUCAAAAUCUCAACGACAUCAUGAAACGAUCCUCUUCUUCAAACUCCGACUCAGUCACUCACCUCGACUCUCCCCACUCACCUCUCCGAUUCCACUCCCCUCUCCCAUCGGACCAGGGCGACCCCGACAAUACCUCCCCUCUCUAUGCUUCUCCGGAAGCCUCCCCCGAUAAAACCGCCGUCGACCACUCCACCGCACUCGUCGCCGUUGACAAGUCCACCCAGUUCAACGCCAAUUCUUCUCCUUUUCCUUCGCCGCCGUCUCCGCCGACUACUCCACCGCAACAAUUGCAUUUGACAGUGAACCGAGCGAUGAGGGAGGAAGGACCGGGGGUGAUGACGAGGACGAAGGUAAGUGGUGGAGGAGGAGGACCAAGGGCGGUGCUGAGGAGAUCGAAGGUGAAACAGACGGUGCAGAUGGCGGCUCUAGGGUUUCGAUUAAGCGAAAUCGUUUUGUGCUUGAUAUCUUUCUCUGUUAUGGCUGCUGAUAAAACUCAAGGCUGGAGUGGUGACUCUUACGAUCGCUAUAAAGAAUACAGAUAUUGUUUAUCAGUCAAUGUGAUUGGAUUUGUAUAUGCGGGGUUUCAAGCCUAUGAUCUAGCUUACUAUCUCAUCACAGAAAAACAUGUCAUCCACCAUUACCUUCGUCAGCCUUUUGAUUUCUUCAUGGAUCAGAUACUAGCCUAUCUUUUGAUUUCAGCAUCAUCUGCAGCAGCAACCCGAGUUGAUGAUUGGCAAUCUAAUUGGGGAAAAGAUGAGUUCACUGAGAUGGCUAGUGCCUCAGUUGCAAUGGCCUUCCUGGCUUUUGUUGCCUUUGCAUUUAGCUCGCUUAUAUCUGGUUACGAACUCUGUACCCACGAAUCUGCAUGAUAUCUCAGAGGCAGUUAUAUCUGGCAGUAAAAUUGCAAUACAAUUGGAUUAAAACAACUGCAAUUUAGUUUUUAUUAUUGUACAGGGAAUAACAUAUUAUAGCAUGUUUUUCAUACGAUUUUUUUCCCUUCAAAA